AUGGAAAGACCAACAGUAGGGAAGAAAAUUGCGAAUGUAUAUCUCAGGCAAGGAUCCGGAACAGAUUGUCAAGAGAAUCCAAACCCAAACACAGCAACCACAUCGACAGUGGACGACCCGGAUUCCACAGAAAUAAGCAUUUUCGACGCCGAGAAGUACUUCAACGAACUAACCCUUCUGGAAGCUCAAAAGCCGACCAUCAUUAAUGGUGGCAACAGGGUUCUUCCGGCAGAGAACGUUAUCAUCGAGCCUCCGAGAUUCUCCUCGGCGUCGUCGUCAACCAUAGACGGUCAUUCAAGCUUUUAUCGGAACUACAGGACUCGAUCUUUCCGCUCCGCCGCCACCCCAACCGCCUCGUCGGAGGCCAGCUGGAACAGCCAGACGGGCCUCCUAUCGGUCCAGCCGGGAGCCAUGGCAGUGUCUCUUCGAAACCCUCUCUCUCCAACCGAAAAGAAAAGCGCCGGAAAUUUGCCGGCAUCGCCUUCUCCCUCAACGUCAUUUAGGUGGCUUAGCUUGACACGAAAAUGUCCUUGUUCUUGCAAUAAAUCUGUCCAAGUUAAGGAGAAAUCAGUCCAGAAAAGACCGGAAAAUUUACUGCCAGCACGAAUCCCGACAUCCUCAGCUGAAUGCCGGUUAUUGCGUAGCAGCCAAAUCCUUAGAGGUGUCUCAAAGACUUCAUCCAUGGCGGAAAUUAGGACGAUUUCCAUGCAAAACUGGUGUCAAACUACUCCUCUUCAGCGACGAAACUCUCGUGAAACAAGAUCACCGUUCUCGUCCUCUUCAAAUGAUCCUCCGAAAUUGCAGGUUUUGUACGAGAAUAACAAGGAUUUAGGUGGAUCGGCAAUCAGAAUUAGGUCGUCUUUUACGGAUCAUGGCAGUGGUGGCAAUUCUAACGCUACUGCUACUGCCGCUGGAUUUACAUUUCCAAUACUAAACGUAGAUGGCGGUAUACUACAAAAAAAUUCUGUGGAAGAUCCAUCUCGCGACUCCCUCGAAGUUUUCCGACCGUCCAAUGAUCAUCAACAACCGUCAACAAGCAGGAAGAACUCCGAUCAAUUCCCGAGAUCAGAUCGACCUAAUCAUCAGGUCUUCACGUUCCCUGCAAGUCCUAGUACUCGGAUGAAAAACGUCGACGUCGACGACGUUGCCAGUGAUGCCAGCUCCGACUUGUUCGAGAUAGAAAGCUUUUCGACUCAGACAACGACAACGACGAUGACGACAACAACGGCCACUCCGGCUCACCCGCCGCCAAUCUUCCUUUACAGGAGGGACUCCAUGGAGGAAGCUGCUGCAGCUUCUUCCAGCUUCCAAGCUUUCCGCAGGCUGGGGCCAAGCGCCGUCGUAGAGGGUAUGUACGACGAGCCGAUGACGCCAACGACAGAGUGCUUUUAUGAGCCAAGCGAGGCAAGUAUCGACUGGAGCGUGACGACGGCGGAGGGGUUUGACCGAGCGAGCAUAGCGAACGCAUCGGAGGCUGACUAUGGCGAUUUCGCUGCAACAGAAGUUCCGGUGCCGGAGAAGAGUAGGCGUAAGUCGUCCGGAAAUGGAGGAUUGCUGAUGAGCUGCAGGUGCGAGAAGGCCGUGAGUGUUGGCCAUCCGGGCCCACGGCCCGUGAAGCUGGCUGGGCCCAUGCUGGGUGGUUAUGCCGGGGAUCAGCAACAUCCAGUGGGUCCCGGGAUAUCGAGCUCCACAAUGGCCAUGUGGGCGGUGGGGCACAAGCUGUGA
Molecule: messenger RNA, 1725 nt
Organism: Morus notabilis
Lineage: Eukaryota; Viridiplantae; Streptophyta; Magnoliopsida; Rosales; Moraceae
Exons: 1
Coding region: 1-1725 (574 amino acids)
Biological process (GO): phototropism
Source: RefSeq, a predicted model, not a curated record